AUGUCGCGCGACGCCAAGCACGUCCUCGAAACGCGCAUCCACGAUGCCGCCGCAGAGUUUGGCCUGCCCAACGUUGCCUACGAGUCGUUCCAGCUCAAGCACAUCUACUCGCUCCCGCUGACGGCAUCGGAUCUCGUCUACGCCACCACAGCCCUCCUCGAAGUGCCGGCCAAGUCAAGUCCAGGCGCCGAGUCGGUCAUCGCCGGUGUCGCCGCCGCCGCGCCCGAGGUCCUCCGCGCCGCCUCGCGCUCGUCAAGCGAGAUGCAGGCCAACUUUUGGGCCGCCUACGACGCCCUGCACCUCCGCAACGAGGCCAAGCUCAAGCUCGGCCUCGACCACGCCAUCGACGUCCAGCGCGCCAUUGUCCGUCAGGGCACUUCGCUCAUCGAGUCGCGCGCCAUCGUCCCCUCGGGCCCCUUCCGCUAUGCCUUUAUCACAGACUCGCCCGACCUGCCGUACUUUGUCCACCCACUCGCCCUCACCAAGCUCGCCAACUUUCUCGUCGACACGCUGCGCGAGGCCGGCAAGGCGCCCAAGCCGUUUGUCAUGGCCGCGCUCAACAAGGAUGCUGACUCGUACCUCGUCGUCGGCGUCUCGGGUGCCGCCCGCUUUGGCUCUGUCGCCAAGAACACCUUUGGCCAGGCCUUUGUCGCCGCCGCCGACGCCACGCAGGUCUCGGCCAAGUUUGACUGCUUCGAGUCGUCUUUUGUCGACGUCAAGCGCGAAGACAUGACGAACUUUCUCGAACAUCUGCAUCACGAUCUCUUUGCAUGAUCUGUGGUGAGCUAGCUACACCUGCGCAGUCGGGAAGAGUUAGGGCUCACGACGUUGUGUGUGUGGGCUGCUCCAGAGACGAGUACGAGGGUAAAACAUAGAACAAAUGCC
This is a messenger RNA of Thecamonas trahens ATCC 50062, 885 nucleotides long. RefSeq names its product cell division control protein 45. NCBI's taxonomy places the organism in Eukaryota, Apusomonadida, Apusomonadidae. Gene Ontology annotation, biological process: mitotic DNA replication preinitiation complex assembly; DNA replication initiation; double-strand break repair via break-induced replication. Gene Ontology annotation, molecular function: DNA replication origin binding; single-stranded DNA binding; chromatin binding. The coding region runs from base 1 to 774 and encodes 257 amino acids. The record is from RefSeq and is a predicted model, not a curated record. Gene Ontology annotation, cellular component: DNA replication preinitiation complex. The transcript has a single exon.